AUGUUUAGCCAGAGGAGCCGUGUCUCCCACCACGUGGCGAACAAUGUUUGUCCCAGGCUUAAAAUUGGUGAAACCGGUAAGCGGGCUUUCGACAUAUCUGCAGAACUACUUGAAGACCUUCUGGGUUUAGGAUUUACUUACACUAGAAUUGCGCAGAUGUUUGGAGUAUCUCGUUGGACUAUAUCAAGAAGGAUCAAAGAUUAUGAUUUAGAAGAUUUUAGGUCGUUUAGUAAACUGUCUGAUGACGAGUUGGAAGACGUAGUGCGAGGUUAUAUUCGUGAACAUGGAGCAACAAGUGGACAAGGAUUUAGAGUGCAAAGAAGAAGAGUAAGGGAAUGUUUAGCUCGACUGGACCCACAAAACAGGGCUUUGGGGUGGGGAAUUCUUGUUUCACGAAGGGUAUACCAGGUCCCAUGGCCCAAUUCAUUAUGGCACUUAGAUGGGCACCAUUCUUUAAUUCGCUAGAAGCUCGUCAUGGCUGUGUCGAUGGGUUUUCGAGGCGUAUAAUAUAUUUAAAGUGUAAUUCGAAUAACCUGGCAGAGACAGUCCUUGACCUGUUUUUGGGUGCUGUCAAAAGGGAUGGUAAACGUUGGCCAUCAAGGAUCAGAGUUGAUAGGGGAGUUGAGAACGUCCUUGUUUGUGAUGCAAAGAUACAAUAUCGAGGAGAAGGAAGAGCANACUUGAAGACCUUCUGGGUUUAGGAUUUACUUACACUAGAAUUGCGCAGAUGUUGGGAGUAUCUCGUUGGACUAUAUCAAGAAGGAUCAAAGAUUAUGAUUUAGAAGAUUUUAGGUCGUUUAGUAAACUGUCUGAUGACGAGUUGGAAGACGUAGUGCGAGGUUAUAUUCGUGAACAUGGAGCAACAAGUGGACAAGGAUUUAGAGUGCAAAGAAGAAGAGUAAGGGAAUGUUUAGCUCGACUGGACCCACAAAACAGGGCUUUGGGGUGGGGAAUUCUUGUUUCACGAAGGGUAUACCAGGUCCCAUGGCCCAAUUCAUUAUGGCACUUAGAUGGGCACCAUUCUUUAAUUCGCUAGAAGCUCGUCAUGGCUGUGUCGAUGGGUUUUCGAGGCGUAUAAUAUAUUUAAAGUGUAAUUCGAAUAACCUGGCAGAGACAGUCCUUGACCUGUUUUUGGGUGCUGUCAAAAGGGAUGGUAAACGUUGGCCAUCAAGGAUCAGAGUUGAUAGGGGAGUUGAGAACGUCCUUGUUUGUGAUGCAAAGAUACAAUAUCGAGGAGAAGGAAGAGCAAGUUUCAUUGCUGGUCCAUCGACACACAAUCAGAGGAUUGAACACCUCUGGAGAGAGGUCCAUAGAGGUGUUUGUCACCUGUACUACUAUACUUUUUUAUGCAAUGGAAUCAUCGGGGAUUCUUAAUGUCGAGGAUCCAAUUCAGCUUUUCGCUUUACACACUAUUUUUAUUCCCAGAGUAAACAAUUCCCUGAGAGAAUUUUCUGAAGCUUUCAACAAUCACAGAGUGAGUACAGAGGGUAAUUGGACCCCAUAUCAAAUUUGGAUGAAUGGUAUGAUGCAUGCCAAUAAUCCCCUUGCUCAUGGAGAUGUGGAUGGAGAGCCAGAUGAUAUUCAAUUGUAUGGAUAUGACCCAGAGGGCCCCUCUCCUUCAGAAGAAUAUAACAACGUUGUUGUUGAAGCAAUGUCUUUAGAUAAUAGGCAUUCAAUAGAGUCCUAUGUGUUGGAUGUUGUUGAUCCU
Messenger RNA from Porites evermanni, 1708 nucleotides. NCBI's taxonomy places the organism in Eukaryota, Metazoa, Cnidaria, Anthozoa, Scleractinia, Poritidae. The record is from the annotation of a GenBank genome assembly.